AUGAAGUUCCUCAGCAUCAUCUCUCUUGCCGUUUCCCUUGUCGCUGCCGCUCCUGUCGAAGUCGGCUUGGACACCGGUGUUGCCAACCUCGAGGCCCGCCAGUCCUCGACCCGCAACGAGCUUGAGUCCGGUAGCAGCUCCAACUGCCCUAAGGUCAUCUACAUCUUUGCUCGUGCCUCCACUGAGCCCGGUAACAUGGGUAUCAGCGCAGGCCCCAUUGUCGCCGACGCUCUCGAAAGCCGCUACGGCGCCUCGCAGGUCUGGGUUCAGGGCGUUGGCGGCCCUUACUCUGCCGACCUGGCCUCCAACUUCAUCAUCCCCGAGGGCACCUCCCGCGUCGCCAUCAACGAGGCUAAGAGACUCUUCACGCUCGCAAACACCAAGUGCCCCAACUCCGCCGUCGUCGCAGGCGGAUACAGCCAGGGCACAGCCGUGAUGGCGUCCUCCAUCUCCGAGUUGAGCUCCACGAUCCAGAACCAGAUCAAGGGCGUCGUCCUGUUCGGCUACACCAAGAACCUGCAGAACCUUGGACGCAUCCCCAACUUCUCGACGUCCAAGACCGAGGUGUACUGUGCCCUCGCCGAUGCUGUGUGCUAUGGCACGCUGUUUAUCCUGCCGGCGCAUUUCUUGUACCAGGCCGAUGCUGCUACUUCUGCCCCGAGAUUCCUUGCUGCUCGCAUUGGUUGA
Molecule: messenger RNA, 687 nt
Organism: Colletotrichum truncatum
Lineage: Eukaryota; Fungi; Ascomycota; Sordariomycetes; Glomerellales; Glomerellaceae
Product: cutinase
Biological process (GO): carbohydrate catabolic process
Cellular component (GO): extracellular region
Molecular function (GO): cutinase activity
Source: RefSeq, a predicted model, not a curated record